AUGGCUCAGGUGACAUUGCUUUUGUUUGUAGAUAUCUCUAAUGGUACUGUCCUUAAGUGCAUCAAGAAAAAGCUUGCUGGACGAGCUGCACCAGUCAAAACAACUUUUGGCGGCCGAUCACAUUGUCCAUCAGAAGAAAGCGACUUAUUUGAACCAAUCACCAGCUGCAUUGCUCCUCCACGACCGCAUACUCCUCCUCUUGAUUACAGCAGCAGUAGCUCAGACGAAUCCAGCGCGUGCAGUAUUGUUGAACGUUGGGUAUCUGACACUUCAAGCAUUUACACCGACGAUGACGAAAAACCUUCCGCUCAACUCUCUCUGCCAUAUUACGAGCGAUUGUUACCUCAACAUAGAGUCCAACAGCUGGCUUGGAACGACACAGCAACCAUUAUCAUUCCAACGUGGCCCAAAUCAAAGUACGACCGAUCUCCCCAUCCACACACCACAUAUCUACAUUUGACACCGCUUCAUACAGAGCAAAUACGAAAGGAAUUGAACGAAUAUAAGAAGAAUGAGAUGUCAGUGCAUAGCGACAGUAGAAUGCACACUGCAUGGCAUUGA
Molecule: messenger RNA, 561 nt
Organism: Umbelopsis ramanniana AG
Lineage: Eukaryota; Fungi; Mucoromycota; Umbelopsidomycetes; Umbelopsidales; Umbelopsidaceae
Exons: 2
Coding region: 1-561 (186 amino acids)
Source: RefSeq, a predicted model, not a curated record